Messenger RNA from Helianthus annuus (common sunflower), 657 nucleotides. RefSeq names its product early light-induced protein 2, chloroplastic-like. Bases 60 to 593 code for a protein of 177 amino acids. NCBI's taxonomy places the organism in Eukaryota, Viridiplantae, Streptophyta, Magnoliopsida, Asterales, Asteraceae. The record is from RefSeq and is a predicted model, not a curated record. The transcript has a single exon.
UACCACCUCUACAACCACCAUCAACCACUAUAACAACUACAAAUUUCUUUCAUUCUAACAUGGCAGCUACUUCAGUCUUCAUGGCAACCCCCGUUGCACGUCUCACCACCAUCCCUUCAUCUAGAAGAAACAUCAACUUUGCUGUCGUCAGGUGCAUGUCACAACCUUCACCCGACGCUUCCAAAACUCCAGCAGCACCAACUCCGCCGCCAAUGAACACUCCACCUCCGCCACCACCGGCGCCGAAGGUCAGCACCAAGUUUUCCGACGUGUUGGCGUUCGGUGGGCCUGCACCGGAGAGGAUUAACGGAAGGUUGGCGAUGAUAGGGUUUGUGUCAGCGAUGGCUGUAGAGUUGAGCAACGGUCAGGAUGUGUUCGCUCAGAUCGCACACGGUGGAGUUCCGGCGUUUGUAGCGACGAGUUUGGUACUGUCGGUGGCGUCGUUGGUGCCGUUGUUUAAAGGGGUGAGAGCGGAGUCGAAGUCGAGUGGGUUGAUGACGUCGGAUGCAGAGCUGUGGAACGGUCGGGCUGCGAUGUUGGGUUUGGUUGCUUUGGCUUUCACCGAGUAUGUUACCGGCAGUCCGCUUGUUUGAUAAAAUUUUGUAAAGAUACAAAAAAAAAAAAAAGAACAAAGAGACCAUGAAAGUUUGAAUAUAC